Molecule: messenger RNA, 2498 nt
Organism: Hipposideros armiger (great roundleaf bat)
Lineage: Eukaryota; Metazoa; Chordata; Mammalia; Chiroptera; Hipposideridae
Gene: SRP68
Product: signal recognition particle 68
Exons: 16
Coding region: 36-1895 (619 amino acids)
Biological process (GO): SRP-dependent cotranslational protein targeting to membrane
Cellular component (GO): signal recognition particle, endoplasmic reticulum targeting
Molecular function (GO): 7S RNA binding; endoplasmic reticulum signal sequence receptor activity; signal recognition particle binding
Source: RefSeq, a predicted model, not a curated record
CUCUAUCCCGUCCUGCUCUGCGGCGCAGGGGCAAGAUGGCUGCUGAGAAACAGGUUCCUGGCUGCAGUGGUGGCAGCGGCGGCAGCGGCGGCGGCGGCGGUGGACGCGGUGCCGGAGGAGAGGAAAAUAAGGAAAACGAACGGCCAUCAGCCGGAUCGAAGGCAAACAAAGAAUUCGGGGAUAGCCUGAGUUUGGAGAUUCUUCAGAUUAUUAAGGAAUCCCAGCAGCAGCAUGGCUUACGGCAUGGAGAUUUUCAGAGGUACAGGGGCUACUGUUCCCGUAGACAAAGACGUCUCCGGAAAACGCUCAACUUCAAGAUGGGGAACAGACACAAGUUCACAGGGAAAAAAGUAACUGAAGAUCUUCUGACCGAUAACAGAUAUUUGCUUCUGGUUCUGAUGGAUGCUGAAAGAGCCUGGAGCUAUGCCAUGCAGCUCAAACAGGAAGCCAACACUGAACCCCGAAAACGGUUCCAUUUGUUGUCUCGCCUACGCAAAGCCGUGAAGCACGCAGAGGAAUUGGAACGCUUGUGUGAGAGCAGCCGUGUGGACGCCAAGACCAAGCUAGAGGCUCAGGCUUACACAGCUUACCUCUCAGGAAUGCUGCGUUUUGAACAUCAAGAGUGGAAAGCUGCCAUCGAGGCUUUUAACAAAUGCAAAACAAUCUACGAGAAGCUCGCCAGCGCAUUCACGGAAGAGCAGGCUGUGCUGUACAACCAGCGUGUGGAGGAGAUCUCGCCCAACAUCCGCUACUGUGCCUAUAACAUUGGGGACCAGUCAGCUAUCAAUGAACUCAUGCAGAUGAGAUUGAGGUCUGGGGGCACCGAGGGUCUCCUGGCAGAAAAAUUGGAGGCAUUGAUCACACAGACGCGAGCCAAGCAGGCAGCUACCAUGAGCGAGGUGGAGUGGAGAGGGAGAACCGUUCCAGUGAAGAUCGACAAAGUGAGGAUCUUUUUAUUGGGAUUAGCUGACAACGAGGCCGCCAUUGCCCAGGCUGAAAGUGAAGAAACCAAGGAGCGUCUGUUUGAAUCCAUGCUCAGCGAGUGUCGGGACGCCAUCCAGGCUGUUCGGGAAGAGCUCAAGCCAGACCAGAAACAGAGAGAUUAUACCCUUGAAGGGGAGUUGGGGAAGGUGUCCAAUCUUCAGUACCUGCACAGCUACCUGACUUACAUUAAGCUGUCGACGGCCAUCAAGCGGAAUGAGAACAUGGCUCAAGGUCUGCAGAGGGCACUGCUGCAGCAGCAGCCGGAAGAUGACAGCAAGCGCUCCCCGCGGCCCCAGGACCUGAUCCGGCUCUAUGACAUCAUUCUGCAGAAUCUGGUGGAAUUGCUCCAGCUUCCUGGCUUAGAGGAGGACAGAGCCUUCCAGAAAGAGAUAGGCCUCAAGACCCUGGUGUACAAGGCGUACAGGUGUUUUUUCAUUGCUCAGUCCUACGUGUUGGUGAAGAAGUGGAGUGAAGCCCUCGUCCUAUAUGACAGAGUCCUCAAAUAUGCCAAUGAAGUGAAUUCGGAUGCGGGGGCCUUCAAGAACAGCCUGAAGGACCUGCCUGACGUGCAAGAGCUCAUCGCACAAGUGAGGUCAGAAAAGUGCUCCCUGCAGGCGGCGGCGAUCCUGGAUGCAAGUGACUUCCACCAAACAGAGACUUCCUCCCACGUCAAGGACAAUAAGCCUCUGGUUGAACGGUUUGAGACAUUCUGCCUGGACCCUUCCCUCGUCACCAAGCAAGCCAGCCUUGUGCACUUCCCACCCGGAUUCCAGCCCGUCCCUUGCAAGCCUUUGUUCUUUGACCUGGCCCUCAACCACGUGGCCUUCCCACCCCUGGAGGACAAGUUGGAGCAGAAGACCAAGAGCGGCCUCACCGGAUACAUCAAGGGCAUCUUUGGGUUCAGGAGCUAACCGGGCUCUUCCUUGGGGGCAGGGGCGAUUCUGCCUCAGUCUGUAUUGUGAGAAAACCCCAGCAAGUUCCAUGCUAUUAAACCCAGGUCUGCGUUGGCCCAGGGCGCGAGUGUCACACCCUCAGCCCUGCGUCCCUAUGUCUGUGUGUCUGUGCACCUACGUUCCUAACCAGCGUGCCAGAGGGGCACCCUGUUGUCUUCUGGUCGAUGUGGGCAGGGUCCCUCUGUCCAUAGCUCCUGGGGGAGGGCCACUGCCACCCGGUCCUGGGUGAGCUGUGAUUCAUUACCUCUGGUCAGUAACGUAUUCGGGGAGGAGGUCCCCAAGGCACAGAUGGGGACUCAGAAAGUUUUGCACAAGUCUCCAGUACCAUGGAUUUGUAACGACCUCUCCUGCUGCGAGCAUCCAGAAUCUCCUGAAAAGUUUGUUCAUGACUAGAAAACAUUGGCAACGUCACCCCAGAAUUACAGCCAGCCUUAUCCCCCUUCACCUCCAAGUGAAAGUUAAGAAGUUUCAAAACAAGCAAAGAGCUCUAUUUUUAGAAGAAAUAUGUUACACUCAGAAAUGAUGAAAACAGAUCUUAUAUUAAAAGGCAAAGACGCUGGA